Molecule: messenger RNA, 240 nt
Organism: Beauveria bassiana ARSEF 2860
Lineage: Eukaryota; Fungi; Ascomycota; Sordariomycetes; Hypocreales; Cordycipitaceae
Exons: 2
Coding region: 1-240 (79 amino acids)
Source: RefSeq, a predicted model, not a curated record
AUGCCGCUCUGCAUUGUCCAGGCCAGAAGAGCUACCGUCUCGGUUGUUUUGUACAGCCUUGCCAUGCGCGCCAAUGGCUCUCGCAGCGGUCUGUCCGGGCAUAUGAACAACGCCACUGAAUACCGUUCCCACGCAGCCAGGGCAAAUUGUCGUUGCCAUGCUGCAGCUCAAGUACGCGUCAACAGAUGCAUCUGGUGCAUCACCGGCGAAAUACCCAGAGCUGUGGAGAAAGACUUCUGA